GUUACUAUAGUAACGAGAGACAGUUCUGGAUAGCUAACGUUAGCGAGCUGACUGUGGCUGGUCAUGGAGCAGUUGCAGUUUUAUUAGUUGGGAAUGCUUGGUCACAAUUUUGUAACUAGUGUUAAUUAUUGUUAUCAAAGGCAACGACAUGACUAUUGCGUAUUCUGCAACGGUAUGAAUACUCCGUAGUUCAAAGGAAACGGCGAUAGUAUUCACCAAACCCAACUACCAUUUUCUCGAGUAAUGCAUUAAAUCUCAUUAAAAUGGAGGAUCGUUUUGCCUUUCUCGCCGAGUGGCAUGACACUAAUGCCAGUCUCCUGCGACGCUACCAACUGUUCUACUACCCCAAAGAUUGCUCAGUAGAAAUGUUUGAUCUUAAGAACCAGCGGACCUUUUUGAGAAGGACCAGAUACGAUGGCCUCCACCAGGAGGACCUGUUCGUUGGGAGUCGAGUGAAUGUGUUUUCACGGCAGCUUAAUCUGGUCGGAUAUGGGGAUCAGUACACAGCCAACAAACUUGGCAGCAAAAAAGAAAGAACUCUUGCUUUGGUAAAGCCAGAUGUAGUGACCAAGAUUGGAGACGUUCUUGAAUUGAUUUACUCCUCUAACCUGAUUGUGACCAAAGCCAAAAUGACAAAGCUCACAUGGAGCCAAGCGGCAGACUUUUACGCAGAACAUCAGUCAAAGCCAUUCUUCAAUAACCUUGUGCAGUUUAUGUCCUCGGGGCCCGUUGUUGCCAUGGAGCUGAUGGGUGAUGAGGCCAUGUCUACCUGGAGGAGGCUCCUGGGACCCACAGACUCUGCUGUGGCACAGAGGGAGGCACCACAAAGUGCGCGUGCCAGGUUUGGAACAGAUGGCGUCAAAAAUGUUGGACAUGGCUCUGACUCACUUGCUGCAGCAGCAAGAGAACUUGAGUUUUUUUUCCCAUCCACAAUUGGCCACGGUCCCUUAAAUACAGCUGUGUGUACAGACUGCACAUGCUGCAUCAUCAAACCUCAUGCUAUAUCAGAAGGUCUGAGCGGGAAGAUCCUGAACUCCAUAUCUGCAGCUGGAUAUGAAAUCUCAGCUCUUCAAAUGUUCAACAUGGACCGCGUAAACGCAGAGGAAUUCUACGAAGUCUACAAAGGAAUUGUUACAGACUAUUCUAGUAUGGUGACUGAGCUGUGUUCUGGCCCCUGCAUGGUUCUGGAGAUCCAGAGCACCAACACGCCUCAGACAUUCAGGGACUUCUGCGGACCAGCUGAUCCCGAAAUUGCUCGGCAUCUCCGCCCGACCACGCUGCGCGCUCGUUACGGCAAAGACAGGGUGAAGAACGCGGUUCACUGUACGGACCUCCCCGAGGACGGUGUUCUGGAGGUGGGUGGUGUCUCAUUGACACAUGUGUGCUACUCGGCACACCCACUUCCUCUCGUGUGUGCAUGUGUGUGUGUGUGUGUCCCCCCAUUGUCUCUCAGCUCGUGCAUAAGUCGCUACCUUGCGUCUCGCCAAGAACAAAACCCCCUCAACUCGUGUGAAGCCGAGUCCCAUGACUCCGCUCUGUGGGCUGGGGCAACCUCAGAUCACACUGGUGUUGAGGAACAAGAGUGACAGAGGGAUUUGAAACAGACCCAUUGUUUUACAGAGAGUGGGGUCUGACCCGUUCAGCGUCAUUGUUCAGGAAAACUCCUGAUCUGUGGCCUGGACAAAUGCCUCCUUGUUAAUCAUUAGCCUGUGACUGACUGAGCUGCCAUUUUCCCAAGACUAAGACAUAGUGGCCAAGAAGGGGCUUUGAAAGAGGAGGAAGUACUCCUUUAUGACUCACAAUCACUGGUCACUUUAUUAAGUACACCUGUUCAACUAAUUGCUAUUGCAAAUAUCUAAGCGGCUGGACUUGUGUGUCUCGGAAGCUUACUUUUUAUUAACCAUGACAGUUUUAUAGUGCACGGCAUGAUUAAAAAAGAGACAUUACUCCUUUACUGCUCACAAUGGCUGUGUGGCUACAGGGCUAGCACUUCCACCAUUUCCAAAACCACCUCCGCAGUCUCGGAAGCAAAACUGGAGCAAAUGCAAGCUAUGGUGACAGCGCAAGUGAAUCUGCUCGUUGGGAGUUGCAGGACUAGCAUAUGCAUGAACCACGUUAACUGAGAGCAACACAAGGCUAACAGCAAAAAUGUCAAAUUACUGGGAGCAAUGCACUGUAUUAGGCAUGUAGUCCUGGUCCAAGAG
Molecule: messenger RNA, 2204 nt
Organism: Solea senegalensis (Senegalese sole)
Lineage: Eukaryota; Metazoa; Chordata; Actinopteri; Pleuronectiformes; Soleidae
Gene: nme7
Product: NME/NM23 family member 7
Exons: 11
Coding region: 264-1586 (440 amino acids)
Biological process (GO): GTP biosynthetic process; CTP biosynthetic process; UTP biosynthetic process
Cellular component (GO): centrosome
Molecular function (GO): ATP binding; nucleoside diphosphate kinase activity
Source: RefSeq, a predicted model, not a curated record